Messenger RNA from Xiphophorus couchianus (Monterrey platyfish), 2459 nucleotides. Its product is annotated as smoothelin-like protein 2. NCBI's taxonomy places the organism in Eukaryota, Metazoa, Chordata, Actinopteri, Cyprinodontiformes, Poeciliidae. The coding region runs from base 193 to 2049 and encodes 618 amino acids. The transcript is spliced from 13 exons. Gene Ontology annotation, molecular function: protein binding. The record is from RefSeq and is a predicted model, not a curated record.
AAAAUACAUAGGCGAAGCGGCGGGGAAGGAGCUGCGCCUGCCGGACUCUGGGGAGGCUCACCUCUCAGCGGGACAGGAUGUGCUCCAUGGCGCUGGUCGGCUCUGCUUCUCCUUCCUGCAGCAGCGAACGUCUGGAGGCAGCAGGAGCGUCCGGCAGAUAGAGGUUCAGUUUGAAGAGAAGCAGCAGGUCCCAUGGAGGAGGGCGCGGUGAGCCGGGCGCUGGCCGGGUUCAGGGCCACGUUGGACGCCGCCGUCAGGGAGGUCCACGUGGACGUCAGUGCCUUCAAGCAGCAGGUGGAGCACCGCAUGGACGAGCUGUGGGCGUCCAGCCGGCCGCUGAGCGACACCGUGGCCCGGCUGCAGGAGGAGAACCUGCAGCUGCGGACCCGGCUGGACGCCCUGAGCCGCGCCGUGGGGGAGCUGGCCGGGGCCCGCGGCCCAGAGAACGGCCACAAUGAGGCUGGGCCGCCGGACUGGGCCGCACCAGAGCCCGGCUGGGGCGGGUCUGGACACGCUGAGGCGCCGGGACUGGGCAGCGACAACCCGGGUCCGGCUCCCUGGAGACUGAAGAGGCACGCAGACACAAACGGCAUGAAUGCUAAAGGAGGCAGGAGUAACUGUGAAGAAGCCGCGGCUGACCAGGAGAAAGAGACUGAAGCAGGAGUUGCGUCUGAAAGCUGCGAUGAAGCCACGCCCCUUUCUCACCUGGCCUCGGAAACCCUCAGCUCACCUGGUCAGUUCGUGUUUCUUCAUCCUCCUGCUGCAGACCAGGAAGAGUCGGGUCCAUUGACCAAACCGCAUCUUCCUCUCAGUGCAACGACGAAAACCAACUCAGAUGCUCCAGUGAGCGCGCCGUCUCCCACUGCUGUGGCCAAAACCAGCAAGGAAUCCCAGUCUAAACCAGUGGAGUCGGCUGUAAUCAGCGACUCUCAUGAGCCGCAGCCCCACCUGCCUGUCACAGCCAUGACCACCAAACCCGGCCUGGAGGGAUUCCUCGGUGCCAAACCCGUUUACUCUCCGGCUUCAGGGCGGAAAGCCGCAGCAGAUCAUUUAUUUAUCGGAGGCGCGAAGGAUCCGAUCGCCCAGAAUCCCCGGGAUCAGUCCGACUCGGAGGCUUCGUCCCAUCUUCCCAUCGCUGCUGCCACCAGAAUCCCGUCAGACGUUUCCGCGGCGCCUAAAUCCGAUCAGACCGCCGCGUCUCGCCUCAAUCCUACAGCGCAGGAAACGCCAGCGGCGCCGAAGCAAACGGAUCCUCCAGUCAGACACGACGUUAACGAACCCAAACACCACCUGCCGCUUUCCGCCAUCACCAAGCCAAACACAGAGUCGGCCAUUUCUGCUCCGUCUCGGUCUCUGUCAGCAUCACUGGACCUCACAGUGAAACCAGGGGAAUAUCCCUUUAAACGAGUGCCGGUCCUGAAGACGCCCAGUCCCAGUUUAAAACGGAGCGUGAGUUUUCCUCAGCCUGCAGAAAAACUACUUCCCUCCAAAUCCUUCAUGAAGUCCGGACUCUCACCCAAACUGGACCCCAGGUCGAACAAGUCCGGAGGUAUCGAGUUUAAACCGGAGGCGAUGAAAUCCCAAACCCUUCCGCGCUCCAACGGCGCCCAAGCCAAACGGGCCCUGUUUGAGCGGAUGAACUCUGACCCCAUAAAGCCGAAGGACUCCAAGCCCAAACUGAAGCGCUCCCAGAGCCUCGGUGUGUCGAGCGCCAGCGGGAUAAAGCAGAUCCUUCUGGAGUGGUGUCGCUCCAAAACCAUCGGCUACAAGAACAUAGACAUCCAGAACUUCUCCUCCAGCUGGAGCGACGGCAUGGCUUUCUGUGCCCUGGUCCACUCUUUCUUCCCGUUGGAGUUCGACUACAACGUUCUGAAUCCGGCGAACCGCAGACAGAACCUGCAGACGGCCUUCACUAUAGCGGAGCAGCAGGCGGACUGUCUGCGGCUGAUCGAGGUGGACGACAUGCUGGACAUGGGGGACAAGCCGGACCCCAUGUGUGUGUUCACCUACGUCCAGUCGCUCUACAACCACCUGAAGAAGUUUGAGUAGCUCUGGCUAGUUUCACGCAGAGUGAGUGUGUUCACCAGCUAACUGAGUGUGUGUAGGGGUGAGCGUGUGUGUGUGUGUGUAGCGGGUCCUGCGAUCUGAAGAUGGAUACCAGAUGGGAGAGAGGACGUCGCCAUCUGCUGGUGGAGCAAAGGAACGUUGCCCCCCUGUUGUAGUUGAAAUUAGUUGGUUAACCAAGUUAACCAAGCCUUGGUUAACUUGGUUAACCAACUAACCAAGGCUUGUUGGUUAACAACAAGCCAGUAAACACAUUUCUGUAAAUGACUUUUUACAUGAGCUCCUGCUCAGUAAGUACACAUCACAUUAUUGCCAAGCUUGUUCAUUUCAGAAAAGGUUCUUUUUAACAUUUAAAAUCCAUAAACUGGAGCUUAUGUGCUGGAGUCGAAGCCUCA